GGAUUAAGUUUCCUUUUUUUUUCUUACCUCACUCCCUCCCAUUUCUCCUUGUUCACUACCUCCUCCUCCUUCCCUCCCUUUCUCUCUCUUGGUACACUAGUGAAGUCAUCUUUCCUCAUCUGCUCCUUUUAAGCCGGAAUUUUUGAGAGGGAGGUCCCUGCAAAGCAUAUACAAACACUCAGUCAAGCAUCCUCACUCGUCCCAACACGCUGCACUAGUAGCCAGCAGACAACUGACCUAUUCCUUCACACAGGAGUCGGCAUGGCUAACAAAGGUCCAUCCUUCGGCCUGAGCCGGCAGGUUCAGGAUAAGAUCGACAGCAAGUAUGACCCUGAGCUGGAGCAGAUCCUGGUGGAGUGGAUCAGCCGCCAGUGUGGCUCCGGAGUCGGGAAGCCAGAGGCCGGCAAAAUUGGCUUCCAGACCUGGCUGAAAGAUGGAUGUGUUCUGAGUGAACUGAUUAACACUCUUUUCUCCGGGGAGAAACCUGUGAAGAAGAUCCAAAGCUCACCCGCAGCCUUCAAACAGAUGGAGCAGAUCUCCCAGUUCCUCAAUGCUGCCGAGAAGUAUGGCGUCACCAAGACUGACAUGUUCCAGACCGUGGACCUUUGGGAAGGUAAGGAUCUGGCUGCGGUGCAGAGGACUCUGUCAGCUCUGGGCAGCUUGGCCAUCACUAAGGAAGAAGGCACAUACAAAGGAGAGGCUAACUGGUUUUUCAAGAAAGCCCAGGAGAACAAGCGAGAUUUCUCAGAUGACCAGAUGAAGGCGGGCAAAAACGUGAUUGGCCUACAGAUGGGGUCCAAUCAGGGAGCCAGUCAGGAAGGCAUGAGCUAUGGAAGACCCCGGCAGAUCAUGUAAAAUCACUGAGACAGAUACCAGUAACCUCCUCAGCCCCUUACACCUUCUUACAGACUGUUAGUUUAACCGGUCCACUACAACUCCCCUUUAACCCCUAAAACUCUUCCUGCUUUAGAUUUUAGCUUCCUUCUAACAGAUACCCCCGACACUUUACUUUACUUUACACAGACUUCCCAAUGCUUUCUCUUUCCACUGCACUUAGGAACAGUACUACGUUAACAGUCUUAAGUGGAAAUAGUAACCAUAUAAAUUAACGGUGCAUUGACUUGGAGGUUUAAACAACACAAUGACAAUGUGCCAAACAUUGGGCUUCUUUAAGAACAGUUACAACAGAUAACUGACAACUGUCUCAUCUCUGUUAGCCUCAAAGCCAUGUUGGGAAUACAGUAUUUGUUUAGAUUUGAGAAACAUUGGUUCUGGAUUCCAACACAAAAUAUCAAUCUGUCUUUAUGUUGAUUGCAGAAGGAAUAUUCUUACCAAAUUGGGAUAUGACACAACCCAAGACGUACCAAUACUUGAUAUAAUUUACAAUAUUGUUCCUUGUUAAUUGUUCCUACCUACCACUUACCACAACGCUACGCCUGCUGUAUCAGCGUCAAUAUUUUUGUACAUUGUCUUAUUAAAUAAUGACUUUGAAAUACA
This is a messenger RNA of Eleginops maclovinus (Patagonian blennie), 1497 nucleotides long. It is a transcript of the gene tagln, whose product is annotated as transgelin. The record is from RefSeq and is a predicted model, not a curated record. Gene Ontology annotation, cellular component: actin cytoskeleton. Lineage: Eukaryota; Metazoa; Chordata; Actinopteri; Perciformes; Eleginopidae. Bases 262 to 855 code for a protein of 197 amino acids. Gene Ontology annotation, molecular function: actin filament binding. Gene Ontology annotation, biological process: actin filament organization. The transcript is spliced from 5 exons.